CAGAGUCCCAGUCUAUGGCUAUUCUCCCUCGGAUCCACAACCCAUACCACCAUAAAUUGCUCCCUCCAGAGAUCUGGAUGUACAUCACUGAUUACUGCACCAAGACCUCCCAGCGGACCUGCUUAUCCUCUCCAGGAAUUCCACAGCCGCACAAUCCAGCCUUGUUCCGCGAGAUCAUACGGGACGAAGAGCUGGAAGAAACGCGCUCGUCGAGGGCGUUUGGUGUUCUGCGCCGUAUCACCCUCGAUGCUUCAUUUGCCAGCGCGGUGAGGGUCCUCGAGAUAGAAGCAUACAUGAGGAAUGGAUCCGGAGGGGUGUUUGAAAAUUGCUGCUUGGUUGAAGCCAUCCAAUGCCUUCCCAACCUCGAACGCUUCAUAUGGAAGGGACGCACCCCGUCGCCAUCCAUCGGAGUAGUCGAUGCCCUUGCUGCGUCGUGUCCGAGGCUGCAAGGCCUCAACCUGCCGUGAGUGAUGCUGUUGCGAACUGUAUUUCUUCUUCACCAGACCAGCUAGCGUCAGCUCGCUCGGAGGCCUCUUGCAGCAGAUCACGCAUCUCAGUCUGCUAUUUAUCCGUGACCUUGGCCAUCUCGAGGUUCUCCUGCAGAACCUGCCUCACGUCCAGUCACUCACACUACAGGCCCUGCGAGAUGACCAAGAAGAGCAGCUCUUCGCCGCAUUCAAGCACGGUCCCUUCA
Messenger RNA from Fomitopsis serialis, 694 nucleotides. RefSeq lists its product as uncharacterized. The record is from RefSeq and is a predicted model, not a curated record. The transcript has 4 exons. Bases 15 to 467 code for a protein of 150 amino acids. NCBI's taxonomy places the organism in Eukaryota, Fungi, Basidiomycota, Agaricomycetes, Polyporales, Fomitopsidaceae.